AUGACAAUGUCGGAGGAAACGGAGAAUCAGCCGGAAACCAUCAUCGUCGGCCUCUCUGGCCCGUCAUCGAGCGGCAAGACGACUUUAGCGAGAUUACUCAGGACAGCUUUCUCCGUGCAUGGAAUGAAGACGUUUAUUAUCCAUGAGGAUGAUUUCUAUCUACCUGAUGAUCGAAUCCCGUACACCACUACACCCUCUGGAAAAGUCGUCCAAGACUGGGACACAGUCGAGGCUAUCAACGUCCCUCUCCUAGCCUCAACUCUCGCGUACGUGCGACGACACGGCGCGCUCCCACCAGAACUACCAAGCAAAGAAGACCAGAACGACGCGACGCAUUCGGGGGUUGACGAUGCGACAUUGGAGAAAAUUCAUACGGAGAUAGAGCGGAAAUUAGACGGGUUGGUUGGAGUGGGAAGCGGUUCGGGAAAAGGGAAUGGGAAAUUAACCAUUGCGUUCUUGGAAGGGUUCUUGCUCUUUGCGCCGCCGAAGUCUGAACAGCCAGAUCAUAUUCUGAGGGUUAUUCAUGAGAAUAUUCACUUGCACCUGUUCCUGCCUGCGCCAUAUGAUAUCGUCAAGUCGAGGAGGGAGAAACGUUCCGGAUAUGUGACGAGUGGACCGGCGCCGCCGCCGGUUAGUCAGGAUCAAAUUCGAGAACAGGAUAGUGAGAAGAAACAAACUAGCAAGGCACAGUCAAAGGAAGAAGCAGAUCAGAGGAACCACGAGACUGACGUCCGCGACAUGGAAACUCCCGAGCAACAUCAGCCGCCGCAGAACUUCUGGACUGACCCCCCGGGCUACGUGGAUGAUAUUGUCUGGCCGCGCUAUGUCCGGGAUCACGCUUGGUUACUCCUUCCAGAGCCUGGGAAGGAGGGCGAGGUCGGAUCGGACGAGACAGAGACGAAAAUAAAGAGGAUCGGAAAUGGUGCGAAUGUCAGGACAGAUGCAGGUGUAGCGGUCGCCCCUGGGAACGGGACGUGGCCUAUGUCGCAGGUGCUGGAGUGGGCUGUUGAUAAAGUAUCCAAGUUUCUGGAGGAGAAGCAAGGACGGGCGUGAGCAGUAGUACUGAAGGUAGACCUUUUUCUUCUUUUUUUUUCCUUCUUAGUUUUCUUUUUCUUUUUCUUUUUAUUUAUUUAUUUAUUUAUUUAUUUUUUUUUUUUGAGAGGUUGACCGUCAGGAGCGUGGUGUGGUGUCUGCUAUGUAUAUAAUGCUCAGUCUUGGAUGCGUAUAUAAUAUUAGAUAGACCGCGAGGAUGAGGCUAAUUCCAUAAAUAGAACACUGGCGUUAUAUAGAUAGGGGAAUCAGUGGUUGUCGUAUAUUUUAAUGGGCAAUUGUUCGAUGACGCUGAGAUCCCCUUAGACCA
Molecule: messenger RNA, 1360 nt
Organism: Paecilomyces variotii
Lineage: Eukaryota; Fungi; Ascomycota; Eurotiomycetes; Eurotiales; Thermoascaceae
Exons: 2
Coding region: 1-1053 (350 amino acids)
Cellular component (GO): cytoplasm
Source: RefSeq, a predicted model, not a curated record